GGCACAAAAAAACGGCGUCGUUUAAGCAUUGGAUUUUAGUCUUGAAAAAAUCUCUGAUCUGCUCUUCUUCCUCUAACACGAUCAGAUUCCCCAGCCUCCCUCCUUCGCUGGCGUGUCCUUCCUCCGUCGCGGCGUCCCGGCGGCUCUAACCAACUUUGCCGGAAUCGAAUCGGCACCAAAAUCGAACUCGGAAACCUUCAAGUUGUAGGUAAACAAUGGCAGGAGUUAUAAAGAAAUUUUUCGUUGCAUCGAUGUUUAUGUGGAUGGCUCCUGUUGCAAUUUUGUAUGCUUUCAACCAUAAUCUGCUUCCUGGUUCAGCCAAUUUGUCUCCCUAUUCUAUGACACUGGUGAGUGGCUUCCUUGCUGUCAUAUCGGUUAAUGUGGUUAUUGCCUUUUAUAUUUAUAUGGCGAUGAAGGAACCUUCAGAUAAACAUGAGCCAGAUCCUGCAUUUCUUGCUGAAGCCAAAGCUAGUGUCAAUCAGUCUACAAGUCAAGCCGAAGCUAGUGUCAAUCAGUCUACAAGUCAAGCUGAAGAUUCUUCCCAUUCCUUAAAGAAAAAAGAGUAGAUUAAAUUCAAGCCUUUCUCAUGUAUCAAAAAGAAGUAAAAUGUGGAGAAAACUUGCUGGUUAGAUAGUAGUGAAGAUCCGAGAGAUAAAAUUGUCCUAAUGUCUGGUGUUUGAUUAUUUUUCCUCUUUUGUUACACUCAAGUUUUGAUGUGAAUGCUAUGAGUUUCCUGUGGAUUAUCGUA
Quercus robur (English oak) is the source of this 748-nucleotide messenger RNA. RefSeq lists its product as uncharacterized. Lineage: Eukaryota; Viridiplantae; Streptophyta; Magnoliopsida; Fagales; Fagaceae. Gene Ontology annotation, cellular component: endoplasmic reticulum membrane. The record is from RefSeq and is a predicted model, not a curated record. The transcript has 3 exons. Gene Ontology annotation, biological process: vacuolar proton-transporting V-type ATPase complex assembly. The coding region runs from base 216 to 566 and encodes 116 amino acids.